ACUUGAUUGAUUGCAACCGUUUUGACCGUUCAUUCCCUCUUGCUGUAUGAGUUAAUGAGUUUAUUCCUUGUUAAUAUUCUUGCUUGCUAACCGUUGAAUUACUAUUGUCACUAUUAAUUUUCUAGAAAAUCAUGAUAUCAUAGUGAUAAUUACAUAGUGAGGAAAGCGUGUGAUCUGUCCAAAAUGACGUCUUUUUCAUUUGGGACUCCAUCAAGUGCCCCGGCCUCAUCCGGGCUCUCUUCAGGGUUCAGCUUCGGCGCUGCCAAACCCGCAACGCCGGGCUUCGGUCUGGCAACGUCGCAGCCUUCAGGCUUCGGUUUCGGCAGCACAGCGACUACGUCGGCACCCGCGUUCGGUGCAGCGCCCGCUUUUGGGGCCACAUCAACUGGUUUUGGUGCUAACACAGGCACUCCCGCAUUUGGGGCAGGUGCGACGUCGACGCCUGCGUUCGGGGCCAGCACUGGGUUUGGGGCGACGGCGACUCCCGCGUUUGGGGCAACUUCCACAGCACCAGCAUUUGGCGCAGCAACAGCAACACCUGCCUUUGGGGCUACUUCGGCUGCACCUGCCUUUGGAGCCACAUCAGCUGCCCCUGCCUUCGGGUCAAAUACUACACCAGCUUUUGGAGCCACUGCAACCCCUGCUUUUGGCACCACAACUACUCCAGCUUUUGGAGCAACCUCCCAGCCUGCAUUCGGGGCAACAACCACACCAGCCUUCGGCCAAACUAGUGCUCCAUCGUUUGGCGGUGGAUUGGGCACUGGCGGCCUCAACUUCGGAGCUGGGACUGGCACUGCUUCCACUGGACUAAGCUUCGGCACACCAGCUACCUCGGCCAGCACAGGGCUCGGAGGACUCGGGGGCUUUGGUUUUGGGGCUGCAGCUACCACCCAGAGUAGUUUCGGAUUCGGAGCCUCAACAAGCACAAGCAACAGUUUAUUUGGUGCCAAAUUAGGGGCGGCCACUGGACUGCAAACAUCCACUACAGUGACGCCCAGUCUCGGUUUAGGCGGAUUAUCACAAAGCGGCAUUGGGACUGCAAACACAACCACAGGCGAUGGAAAAAGUGAACCACCAAAACAGACCAAGCUGCCAAAUGAAAUCUUAACUGAUGUGGAGUCAUUCAAAGAGUUUGUGAAAAAGCAGAAGUCGCUUAGCUCUGAUAUCAUGAGGGUGUCGAUCAAGCCACUGCAUAAGGUGUCAAGUACGGCCGAGUCGACACUGCGUCAAGCGUUGUCGCUGAGCAGCGAGCUGGGCCGCGCGCGCGCCGCCUCCGCGCGCCUGCGCGCCUGCGCCGCCGCCGCGCUCGCGCACGCAGAGUCCACGGCGAGAGAUGCGCUCGGCACGGAGUUGGAGGGCAUGGCCCCGCCGGCGUACAUCAAAGAGCUGAUCGCAGAGCUGGAGCAGCAGAUAGUGACGUUCCGGCGGCAGAUGGAGGUCGCCGAUAAACAGAUGCAGUCCUCGCCGAAAUUGCUCACUGAACAAGAACUGAAUCUCGGUAUAAGGCGCAUGCACGAGUCGCUAGUAGCGCUGGCGGGCAGAUUGCAGGCCGUUCACACGCAAGUCGAGGCUCAGAAGGAGCAGUACCUCAACCUGAGGAAAUACGUGCUCAAAGACUCCACCGACGUGUUCGGCUCCGUGUCGGCCAGUAACAGCCUAGACCAGAUCCUGCGCGACGCUGAAGGCACGAGAAAGAAGACCAAGUCAGGAUUGAACGACAGCCUAGGUCGCGCCGUGCUUUCGGACCCUAGAGCCGCUUUAGGUAGCAUAGCUCAACUGGCCGGACCCACGCCGUUCAGUUACCUGGGCAACUCUUUUUCGCCAUUCCCUGGUGACAAUAGUGGCAGUUCUUGGCAGCCGGGCACCACCCCGACGGCCGCGCCAGCGAUGGCCGCGCCCGCGUUCGCUCCCGCCGACACUGGCGCCUUCCAGCUGCAGAAACCGCCCGGCAAGCGCGGCAAGCAAUGAUAUUGGCGGUAACCGGGGCUCAGCUAGCCCUGUGAAACUUCAAAAAUUAUGAACUUUACCUACUUCUGACGCGACUACGAACUUUCGCGCAUUCGCGUUGCUGCGGGUUCGAAUUUUACUUGCAGUAACUGCUCCGGUCAAAUCGGCAAGCAAUGAUAUUGGCGGUAGCCGGGGGCCCUGUGAAACUUCAAUAUAAAAUAACUUAAAAAUGAUGUACUUCCGACGUGUGACAGCCCAAUACAACAAAAUUAGAAGGCGCGCCAGCUCCGGUUUCGGCUUCUCUGCUCCGGUCAACGCGGCAAGCAAUGAUAUUUGCAGUAACCGGGGCUCAUAUAGACUUGUAAAAACUUCUAUAUAAACUAGCGUAGCUCCCAAAUUAAGUACCUAGUGACGCGCAACUACAGCCCAAUGUUUAGAAUUCGCGCCGCCCCUGGCUUUUAGUUCCGUAUCUGCGGCCAACAAUGAUAUUGGCUGUAAACUUACACAUUAUGAAAUUCUGUGAGACGUUAUUUAUUAAUUUAGGCGAAGGGUAAUGCGACACUAGCGCCACUUCGAACAUGAUCUUAAAUAAGCUUAAAUAAGUUUUUGAGGAGAAAUACAAACCAAAAAUUGUAUAGCGAUUUCAAAAAUACUAAAGACGUUUUCUAACCAAACCAGCUUUGUGCUACUUUUUACCCCAUAGUGUUAUUUGUAUUGAUGUGUUGCUGGAAUAAAAUAUUUAUAUUCUAUUGUAGGCUACUUUGUGGCACUAGUGUCUCAUUAACCUGAGCUUUAAUGAUAUGCCUAUAAGUGAAUGAUAAUGAUAUUAGGGGCAGUUAAAAACAGGAUAGCUAUGCGAUGAAAUAAUUGUAAUGAUACAUUUUUUACGGUAGAUAUUUAAUUAUUGUGUUCAUAAUAAAUCUACCAAAUAAAUAAACGUGGGUUAUAACGAUUCAAAUAUUCACAAUUUUGUAAUAAUGUGUUGCCAGUGAAGUUUGUAAAAAAGAAAUGUUUUUUAUGUAAAUGUUGACAUUAUUUUUUUUUAAUUUGAUGUUACUCAUGUUUAGCCUUCACAUGAAGCGGACAGUAUCUUGCUCGCAAGAUAAACUAUCCCUCUCAAAUUAUGACAGUUAGAAAAAGACAGGUAGCCUAUCUUGCGUAUAGAUACAUGUCUUCACUCUUAUCUUGCGAAUAUGAUCUUAAUGAAGAUCUCGUUACAGUACUUAUUUGUUAUUAUAUGUACAGUUAACCAAUUGGAAUUCUAUGCCACUGUAGAACUAUGUCAUAGUGACGUUAUAAAACAGAUUGUAAGAAAUGUCUUACUGCUUCUCAUUUUGACAUGGUUGUAGUGGCCUAGGGUUCCAAUUGGUUGACUGUACAUAAUUAUAUCGGUGCUAACUAGCGGUACGCUGAAGUGAUGUGUAUUAUUAAAGUUUAGAUACUAACAUGUAUAUAUAAACUCAGAGAAACUCUUGUAUUAAGACAUUGGAUAUUAUGUUCGUAUCGAAUUUUUUAACUAACAAUUUCUAUUAAUAAACGUCACUUAUUCGUGCCCGAGUUAGAUACCGCAUAUACUACUUAUGCUAAAAAUCUGUACAUAUUUGAAACUGUAAUUUAUGUGAAUCGGAAAUAUACAAAAUAAUUGUUAA
Molecule: messenger RNA, 3596 nt
Organism: Leguminivora glycinivorella
Lineage: Eukaryota; Metazoa; Arthropoda; Insecta; Lepidoptera; Tortricidae
Gene: Nup58
Product: nuclear pore complex protein Nup58-like
Exons: 13
Coding region: 184-1968 (594 amino acids)
Biological process (GO): nucleocytoplasmic transport
Cellular component (GO): nuclear pore
Molecular function (GO): structural constituent of nuclear pore
Source: RefSeq, a predicted model, not a curated record